UUAAUUCGUGGACCAUCACAAUUCACAGCUCUCCCUCCUCAUCCCAAUCUCUCCAUUUCUCAUCGCGCUUUCUUUCUCCUUUCCUUCCACGCUUCCUUCCAUCCUCCCAAUUUCUUUCUUUUGACUUACCCCAUUCACUUCCCCGUUCCUCUCAUCUUUCAUUCUUCCUCCGCGCAAUCCCAAUUCCCAUCAAUGGCGGAAGCUAACGGGGUGGAAACACAAGAAGGAACCCUUUCUGUGGCCGCUGCAUUUGCUGCACAUCAAGAAGUUGUACAGGAUAGAGACCACAAAUUCUUAACAGAAGCAGUUGGGGAAGCUUAUAAGGGAGUUGAUUGUGGAGAUGGAGGCCCAUUUGGUGCAGUUAUUGUUCGGAAUGAUGAGAUAGUCGUAAGCUGUCACAACAUGGUUCUAAAACACACUGAUCCGACUGCCCAUGCAGAGGUUACUGCCAUAAGAGAGGCCUGUAAGAAGCUCAAUCAGAUCGAGCUCGCGGACUGUGAAAUAUAUGCAUCCUGUGAGCCAUGCCCAAUGUGCUUUGGUGCUAUCCAUCUUUCAAGACUUAAGAGGUUGGUUUACGGAGCUAAGGCCGAAGCCGCCAUAGCAAUUGGUUUCGAUGAUUUCAUUGCGGACGCGUUGAGGGGCACUGCAUUUUAUCAGAAGGCUAACAUGGAGAUCAAGAAGGCUGACGGGAACGGCGCGGUGAUUGCUGAACAAGUAUUCGAGAAAACGAAGUCCAAAUUUCACAUGUAUUGAUUUCACGAUUAACCCCCCGUCGGUGAGACAUCCAAAGCCACUGAUUUAAGUCUCAUUUCUCUUCGUUAUUAUUACAAGACAUUACACAAAUUCAAGAAAAAAAAAAGAUUUCAAUGUUUCCUCAAUAAUGGAUUGUCAUUGAACAUCCAAAACAAUUCGUGUCGAGAAAUUAAAUUCCGAGCUCGUUUCCAUGA
This is a messenger RNA of Pyrus x bretschneideri (Chinese white pear), 947 nucleotides long. RefSeq names its product guanosine deaminase. The transcript is spliced from 5 exons. The coding region runs from base 193 to 753 and encodes 186 amino acids. Gene Ontology annotation, molecular function: zinc ion binding; guanosine deaminase activity. NCBI's taxonomy places the organism in Eukaryota, Viridiplantae, Streptophyta, Magnoliopsida, Rosales, Rosaceae. The record is from RefSeq and is a predicted model, not a curated record. Gene Ontology annotation, biological process: purine nucleoside catabolic process.